Spirometra erinaceieuropaei is the source of this 372-nucleotide messenger RNA. Lineage: Eukaryota; Metazoa; Platyhelminthes; Cestoda; Diphyllobothriidea; Diphyllobothriidae. The record is from the annotation of a GenBank genome assembly.
AUGCAACUGGGAAAAAAUGUCUGGGACGCUGCCACUGUUGCUGCUGUCGCCGCCGAUGAUGAUGAUGAUGAUGAUGAUGAUGAUGAUGAUGAUGAUGAUGAUGAUGAUGAUGAUGAUGAUGAUGAUGAUGAUGAUGAUGAUGAUGAUGAUGAUGAUGAUGAUGAUGAUGAUGAUGAUGAUGAUGAUGACCAGGUCCAGGCUCAAACAAAGGGGAACUCAAACAACCGACUCACGUGUCCCGCAAACACGGCGUUGGGUACGAUGGGCCGGCAACGGAGAAUAAUCCAGAAAUACCUACCUCGGUCUCCACUGCCCCUACCGGUACCCCCAUCUCUAAAUAUAUCUGAACGUAUACAUCAGACAUCUGCAUAA